Molecule: messenger RNA, 1164 nt
Organism: Pseudozyma flocculosa PF-1
Lineage: Eukaryota; Fungi; Basidiomycota; Ustilaginomycetes; Ustilaginales; Ustilaginaceae
Exons: 3
Coding region: 1-1164 (387 amino acids)
Biological process (GO): isocitrate metabolic process; tricarboxylic acid cycle
Cellular component (GO): mitochondrion
Molecular function (GO): isocitrate dehydrogenase (NAD+) activity
Source: RefSeq, a predicted model, not a curated record
AUGAACUCGCUUCGAUCCCUCACCCGCGCCGCCGUUCCGGCCAUCAGGCAGGCAACCGCUCCCUCGAUUGCCAUCCCCAACGCCUCCCAGAUCCUCCGACCGGCCACCACCCUCGCCGCCGGCACCCCCAAGAUCUCCAAGGGUCCUACCAAGUACGGAGGCGUCUACACCGUCACCCUCAUCCCCGGUGAUGGUGUCGGUGUCGAGAUCACCGACUCGGUCAAGGAGAUCUUCGAGGCCAUGAACGUCCCCGUCGAGUGGGAGCAGUUCAACGUCUCCGGCGAGACCCACGGCUCCGAGGCCCUCUUCAAGGAGGCCAUGGAGUCGCUCAAGAGGAACAAGGUCGGCCUCAAGGGCAUCCUCUUCACGCCGCUCGAGUCGGGCUCGCACAACUCGUGGAACGUCGCCAUGCGCCAGCAGCUCGACAUCUACGCCUCGCUCGUCGUCUGCAAGUCGCUCCCCGGAUACCCCACUCGCCACAAGGACGUCGACUUCGCCAUCAUCCGCGAGAACACCGAGGGAGAGUACUCGGGCCUCGAGCACUCGUCCUACCCCGGCGUUGUCGAGUCGCUCAAGGUCUCGACCCGCGCAAAGGCCGAGCGCAUCUCGCGCUUCGCCUUCGACUUUGCCCUCAAGAACGGCCGCAAGAAGGUCACCUGCGUUCACAAGGCCAACAUCAUGAAGCUCGGCGACGGCCUCUUCCUCAACACCUUCCGGAGGGUCGCCGAGGAGUACAAGAGCAGCGGCAUCGAGAGCAAUGACAUGAUUGUCGACAACACCUCGAUGCAGCUCGUCUCGCGCCCCCAGCAGUUCGACGUCAUGGUCAUGCCCAACCUCUACGGCAACAUUGUCUCCAACAUCGGCGCUGCCCUCGUCGGCGGGCCUGGUACCGUCCCCGGCUGCAACAUUGGCCGCGAGUACGCCCUCUACGAGCCUGGCUGCCGUCACGUCGCCAAGGACAUCAUGGGCACCAACGCCGCCAACCCGGCCGCCAUGAUCCUCAGCGCCACCAUGAUGCUGCGUCACCUCGGCCUCGAUACCCAGGCCAACCAGAUCGCCGAGUCCGUCUACAAGGUCAUCCUCGACGGCAAGGUCCGGACCGCCGACAUGGGUGGCAAGUCCAAGACCCACGAAUUCACCCAGGCCGUCCUCUCCAACCUCUAG